Messenger RNA from Aspergillus tubingensis, 744 nucleotides. RefSeq names its product tRNA (carboxymethyluridine(34)-5-O)-methyltransferase. Gene Ontology annotation, biological process: tRNA wobble uridine modification. Lineage: Eukaryota; Fungi; Ascomycota; Eurotiomycetes; Eurotiales; Aspergillaceae. The record is from RefSeq and is a predicted model, not a curated record. Gene Ontology annotation, molecular function: S-adenosylmethionine-dependent methyltransferase activity; tRNA binding. Gene Ontology annotation, cellular component: nucleus; cytoplasm. The transcript has 3 exons. The coding region runs from base 1 to 744 and encodes 247 amino acids.
AUGGCUGCCCCGAAUGUUCCAGCCCUGGCAAACAUUCCCUCGGCUGAUCAGGAAUCGUAUGAAGAGCAGAAUGUCCAUGAAGUGUACCAACAAAUUGCCAGUCAUUUUUCCUCCACUCGUUAUAAGCCUUGGCCCAUUGUGGAACAGUUUCUCAGAGGUUUAGAGCCCGGUUCCGUUGGUUUGGAUGUGGGAUGUGGCAAUGGCAAGUAUCUGGCCGUGAACCGCGAGGUCUUUAUUGUUGCUUCGGAUAGAUCCGCGAAUUUGGCCCAAAUUGCACAAAAGCAUCAGCCACAUUCAACCAUCAUAGCCGAUAUUCUCCACCUCCCACAUCCCGAUUCCUUUUUCGACUUCGCCAUCUCGAUUGCUGUCGUCCACCACCUGUCCACUCCUGAACGAAGGGUUCAAGCUAUUCGCGAGAUCCUGCGUACGCUGAAACCUGCUACCGAAGAUUCUCCGGGCGGGAGAGCGCUGAUCUAUGCUUGGGCCCUGGAACAGAAAAGCAGCCGUAGAGGUUGGGACAAAGGUGAUCCGCAAGAUAUAAUGGUUCCCUGGGUCAUGAAGGGAACCCCUUCUGCGGACGCUCCUUCCAACGAGCCCAAGGUGUUCCAUCGGUAUUACCACCUUUACAAGGAGUCGGAACUCGAGCAGGAUAUCAACAAGGCGGGAGGCCAUGUCCUGGAAUCAGGAUAUGAGAAAGACAAUUGGUGGGCGAUCGCAACACGGACAAACCCAGGAUCACCAUGA